Amphibalanus amphitrite is the source of this 1416-nucleotide messenger RNA. RefSeq lists its product as uncharacterized. The record is from RefSeq and is a predicted model, not a curated record. The coding region runs from base 447 to 1352 and encodes 301 amino acids. Lineage: Eukaryota; Metazoa; Arthropoda; Thecostraca; Balanomorpha; Balanidae. The transcript is spliced from 6 exons.
GAUUCAAAUGAAAGCAGCAUCAACAUUUAUUAUUUCAAUUCUCAAUUUCAGCUUUUCGGAUCGUGACCGCAGGGCACGAGCGGUCCAUUUUCCAGUAAAUCCUGAUCCUCAAGGCCCUGUAGCUUCAAUAGAUCUGAUUUAUCUGGAGAGAGAUAAAUUGGCUAAGAUGGAGGCUAGUAACAACAACAAUAACGUGGAGGUGACCCCGGACGCAAUGGACGUGGAUCAGGCCCCUCGGCCGGAGAAGAUGUUCGCUCUGAAGAAGUGGAACGCGGUGGCCAUGUGGCGCUGGGACGUCGAGUGCGACACCUGCGCCAUCUGCCGAGCUCAAGUGAUGGCUUGCCAUUAGCAGUCGACGGCCUGAUCAGCCGGUUGACCCGUGCUGCAGCAGCUGUAGCUGGUCGGCUGAACGGCUCCACCGUUAGGACGUCCGUCAGAGCGCCAGCAUGCUGCGCCGGGAGCUGAUUAUGAUGGAGCCCUACCGGCAGCUCCGCUACCACGGACACCGCAGCAGAGUCGCCUCAGCGUCAGCGGUGGUGGACUCGGGCCCUCCGACUCGGCCCCGUCACGUGGUGGAGCCCGGCCGGCGGCAGGCGGCGCGGCGCCAGCUGCAGUGGCGACACCUGGACGCCGACAUCCGACUGAUGCGCGCCCUCGCCGAGAUCAUGGACUCGAAACGACUCGACAACGACAACACCGACUUCGAGAAGUACCGGCGCCUAUUACAGGGGAGCCGCACACGCAGCGUGGACCGAAGCACGCCUCUACCGCCGCCACCAGAUCCGUACCUCGCCACGGACGACACAGGAAAACCGCUCCGUCUGUGUCAGACGCUGGCGGCGCGGCCGCGGUCUCUCAGCUCACCGGCUCCCUCCCCGCUGGACCAGUGGCCGGAUACGUGGCUGCUGGAGUACCGUCACCAGAAACAGCAGCUUCUCCAGCAGCGGCAGCAGCAGGAGCAGCAGCGACGACAGCAGGCCAAACGGCGCAGACCGCGGCGGAGACACCGCAGCGCACAGCCCGGCACGGCUGGGAGGGCGGCUCGCAGCUCCGAACGACGACAUUCGCGGCCUCGGGCGGCAACCUCAGCACCGUUAGCGAAAAACAAACCCAGUUCGGAUGGAGACGAAACGGACGGCGAUGCCGAAGAGUCAGAUGGAGACGCCGACGCCGAAUCGGCCGCCUCUGACGCAGACAAUCGGUACUUGGGAUUGCGUGGAGGCGAGGUCGGGUUAGGUGGGAUUUUUGGUCGUCUGCCCGACCCCGACGCGCGGGACCGUCUCCGCAGACACGGCAUGGUGCUGAUGAAGGGAAUGAUCGGAUGUCGCUGUGCCGCCAGACAGGCCACUUGAUUCUGUGAUCCAGCCAGUAGUACAUUUUGUAGGCUUAAAUCAGGGUAUCUUGCACUGCACGCGU